UUAGCCUGAAGUCUCGUUCGGCGGUCAGUGUCUGUGUGUGUCCAGUGUGUAACAGUGUGUGUGUGUGUGAAGCAAGAUGGAGGGAUCCGAGUGUCCGCCUGUGACCGUGGAGGGGGACUGGACUCCGGCUCAGACCAAAGCCCUGAAGAACAAACUGCACAUUUACUUCCAGAGCAAGAAGAAGUCGAGCGGAGGAGACUGCCGGGUGGAGGCGGAGGAAGGAGCCCCGAGGGCGGCCGUUUACUUCAGCUCACCGGAGGUGAGAGAGCGAGUCCUCGCGAGGAAGAAUCAUGAGAUCAUCCUGGACAGUAAAACCAUCCAGUUGCGGCUGAGCUCAGAAGCAAGCCCAACAAGCAGCGGCCGUGUCUCAGGCUCAUCGUCAGACUCAGAGACGCCUCAGGCUGAACCUGGAGCUGCUGCUGCCAGCAAAGAGGACUCAGAGUCGUCUCAGAGCUGUGCAGUGGUUUUGGAAAACGUCACAGACAACAUGUCCACAGACCUGCUCUCCAUGCUGGUGGAGAACAUCUCUGGGUUGGAUGAGAACGGCUACAGCAUGGAGAGGAUCCUGGAAUCCAACAAAGCUGUGGUCACCUUCAGCAGCCCUGCAGAUGUGGAGAGAUUCCUGUCUGUAAGUCAGACCAGCACAAAGAUGAAGAAGCAUGGACUGACCGCUCGGCCCCGAAAGGUAGCAACAAACAUCCGAGUGGAGAGUCUUCCUCCGCCUGUGGUCAAAGACUCAGAGUCGUCUCAGAGCUGUGCAGUGGUUUUGGAAAACGUCACAGACAACAUGUCCACAGAUCUGCUCUCCAUGCUGGUGGAGAACAUCUGCAGGUUGGAUGAGAACGGCUACAGCAUGGAGAGGAUCCUGGAAUCCAACAAAGCUGUGGUCACCUUCAGCAGCCCUGCAGAUGUGGAGAGAUUCCUCUCUGUAAGUCAGACAAGCACAAAGAUGAAGAAACAAGGACUGAGCGCUCGGCCGCUGGAGGCAGCAACGAACAUCCGAGUGGAGAGUCUUCCUCCGACUGUGGUUAAAGACAUACUGGAGUUGUAUUUUGAGAAGACUUGGACUCAUCCCAAAAACAUCAUCAUGAUCCCAAAAGAAAAGGCUGCCAUCAUCACUUUCAGUGAUCCUAAAGUUGUGGAAAAGAUUUGCGUUAAAAAAGACCUUGAGUUGAAGUCUAUCACAGUGAAGGUAUAUCCAUACUACGAGUCACUGGGAACCGUCUUGUAUGGCAAAGAACGACCAACAUGGAAGAUGCCCGAGCCCUUCACAGAGCGUGUUCACCACGUUAUCUGGAAAUUCCUUGUGGAGAAGAAACUAUCAGAACACAUCAAUGAUCAGAUGCGUCCACAUUUCUGCAGAGUGGAUUUGAAUGGCCCCGACGUGAAACUCAGCCCUGUGCCGGAGUUUUUGAGGCAGCAAGAUCUGACUGCAGAACAUGUAAAUAACUGGAUGAAUAAGGCCCAAGAGGCCUUCCGUCGCCUGAUGUCUCAGUACACAGCAUUCAUAUGUCACGUAAAUGCACUUGGAUGGAGAGCUGCAGAGAAAGAUGUCCGUUCAGUUGUGAAGGAAGAUGCCAUCCUGGUGCUGGAUACAUCCAAAGGAUUCUGACUGUUGCUGGCCGAGCUGAUGAUAUAAAACGAAUCAGGGCUCCUGUGGAGAAGAUUCUUCUGAAAGCCAUGAGUCACAUUGAACGACAGACAAACAGCAUCUCUGAGGAAGUGAUUUUGCCCCCUGCAUGGUUCUACAUCCUGAAGCAGGAAGGGCUCCACAAAGCUGCUCUGGACAUUUCUCCUGAGAUGAAACUCUCUUAUGAUGAAGGCACUCAGAAAUUAACCAUUACAGGACUCACUGCAGAGUUCUACAAGACCAAGUCAUGGA
Messenger RNA from Maylandia zebra (zebra mbuna), 1882 nucleotides. The record is from RefSeq and is a predicted model, not a curated record. Lineage: Eukaryota; Metazoa; Chordata; Actinopteri; Cichliformes; Cichlidae.